Messenger RNA from Achroia grisella, 895 nucleotides. It is a transcript of the gene Ip259, whose product is annotated as ribosome biogenesis protein NSA2 homolog. Lineage: Eukaryota; Metazoa; Arthropoda; Insecta; Lepidoptera; Pyralidae. The record is from RefSeq and is a predicted model, not a curated record. The transcript is spliced from 2 exons. The coding region runs from base 86 to 865 and encodes 259 amino acids. Gene Ontology annotation, biological process: maturation of 5.8S rRNA; maturation of LSU-rRNA. Gene Ontology annotation, cellular component: nucleolus; preribosome, large subunit precursor.
UUAAUAACUCGAGUGGACAUCCCUAUAGAGGUUCCUUUUCACUUCUGUCAUGGUGUCUUACUAACUUGCCGAAUAAGCAACCACAAUGCCGCAAAACGAAUAUAUUGAACGCCAUCAAAAGCUUUACGGCAGACGGCUCGACUAUGAGGAGCGUAAGCGAAAGCGGGAGGCACGUGAGCCCCACAAGCGCGCAGAGAAGGCCCGCAAACUGCGAGGCAUUAAAGCGAAGAUAUUCAAUAAGGAGCGUCGCAAUGAAAAGAUACAAAUGAAAAAGAAAAUCAAAGCGCACGAGGAGAAAAAUGUCAAACAAAACACUGAGAAAGUGUCGGAAGGUGCGCUACCGGUGUACCUCCUGGACAGAGAUGUACAGUCUCGAGCGAAGGUACUCUCCAACAUGAUCAAACAGAAACGCAAAGAAAAGGCGGGAAAAUGGGACGUGCCGAUACCAAAGGUGAGAGCACAGGCUGACGCUGAAGUGUUUAAAGUACUAAAGUCUGGGAAAUCGAAGAGGAAAGCAUGGAAGAGAAUGGUAACCAAAGUCACAUAUGUUGGUGAAAAUUUCACUAGGAAACCACCGAAGUUUGAGAGGUUUAUACGACCGAUGGCUUUGCGUUUCAAGAAGGCUCAUGUAACCCACCCGGAAUUGAAAGCUACCUUUUGCUUACCCAUAAUAGGUGUGAAGAAAAAUCCAAGCUCGCAAAUGUACACAAGUCUCGGAGUGAUCACAAAGGGUACCGUUAUUGAGGUGAACAUUUCUGAGUUGGGUUUGGUGACACAGGCCGGCAAAGUGGUGUGGGGAAAGUAUGCACAGGUCACGAACAAUCCGGAAAAUGAUGGUUGCAUUAAUGCUGUACUGUUAGUUUGAAUAAUUUGGUUGAAUAAAAUUAUAAAAACA